Hydra vulgaris (swiftwater hydra) is the source of this 934-nucleotide messenger RNA. RefSeq lists its product as uncharacterized. Lineage: Eukaryota; Metazoa; Cnidaria; Hydrozoa; Anthoathecata; Hydridae. The record is from RefSeq and is a predicted model, not a curated record.
CGUAAGGUAGCUAAAUGCGCGAAAUUUAAAGAGGCUUUUAAAAGAACACAAAUAUCGAAACGAUUAAAAAUGGAUGUGUCAAUGAAAAGUUCAGAUUUAUCAGAUUAUGAUGACAUAACUGAUAUUUCAAAUGAUGAAGCAGAAGAUUCUUUAAAUGUGCAAGUUUUAGAAAAAAAUACAACACACAUUUGCAAUUCUAUUGAGGAAGCUUCAAAAUGUCUUGUUUUAGAUAAUGAACAAAACAACAUAUUAGAUAACAUGUACAUUUACAUUUGUGAUUCUGUGGAAGAAGCUGAUCUAUGUCUUCAAAAUUAUGAGAUAUAUAAUUCUGUUCGGUAUGCUGCCUUUUCAACCCCAAAGAACUUUGGUUAUACAGAUAUGCAUGCUGAUAAUCACAAAGUAUUGUGGGAAAUGUCCUCAGACUUUCAUAACACUCCUUUUAUUAUUCUGUCAACAAAAAGAUUUGACUGUCAUCAUGGCUUUGAUAAAAAUUCUUGUAAAAAGCAGAAAUAUAUAAAAGCAAAAGAAAAUCAGAUUCUCAAACAUUGACCAGGAAUGCUUAGAAAGCAAAAUAAAAGAGUGGAAGAAUAGAGAUGAUUCUUAACAUCCAUUUUGAACCAAAAGUGAGUGAACAUGAAGAUGAGUUCGUUUUUGUUUACCAAGCAGGCUGGCAAAAGAAACUGCUCAAUAAAUAUGGGAAUGAAAUGAUCUUUUUAGAUGUGACAUACAAAACCAUUCAGUAUUCGUUGCCCUUGUUUUUUUUAGUUGUAAAAACUAAUGUUGAUUUCCAAAUUGUAGCAACAUUUGUUUCAGAAAAUGAAACCUUUGAAUCAAUUAAAAAAGCAUUGAAUGUAAUAAAGUAUUGGAAUAUUGAUCUAAAACCCUUAUAUUGUAUGACUGCUUAUUAUAAUGAGGAAAUGCGAGCUGUGGAAAC